AUGGGGUUCCUGCAGAGGGUGGAACUCCCCUUUAUUUCCCGAUGGAUCAACGACGACAUUCGCCCUAUCGAGUCUAAGAGGCGAACAUGGGGUUUUCUGAUGUUCCAUAACUUUUGUGUUGUGCUGGGGAACCUCAUUGCAACGGGUGUUGUAAUCAUCAACUCCCUCCCUGGAAGCUACUACCACCCUAACAAAUAUACUCCAGUUUGGUACGGCUUCACAGCCUGGGUCGGUGGCGAAUGCGUCUACCUCAUCCUCCUGUCCUGGGAUCCGCGCCUCGAGUCCCACAUCCCCAACGCCAUCCCCUCAGACACGGGCAUGACAACAGCACAAUUCGUUUCCUAUAUCAUCUUCAGUGUGAUUAGCUUGCCGGUGAUAUGGAUCCGUCCGCACCGCCUCGAGAUGUUCUUUCGCUUCGCCUGCUCGAUCACGCUCGUUUUCUUUCUCGUUCUCCUCAUCUGGGCCCUGGCGACCAUGGGACCUGCUGGCUUCGGCGACACCAUAACAUCUGGUUCUCCCCUUCCCAACACCGGAGGACCGGAUAGCGUGGCGUGGCUGAUGGUGUACGGCAUUGUCUCGACGAUUGGGUCCAUCGCUGCCGGAAUUUUAAACCAAAACGACUACUCUCGCUUUGCAACUCAACCAAAGCAUGCCAUCCUGGGACAAGCCGUGUCUUUCCCGUUCUACGGCAUCUUCAGCUCGCUGAUCGGCAUACUGGUGACAGCGGCGACCCAGGAUCGAUUUGGUGGUGAGGCCAUUUGGAAUCCACCAACACUUUUUGCACAGUUGCUGGCGCAGAACGAGACGGCGGGGACGCGAGCGGCAUGCUUUUUCGCUGGAUUGUGCCUCGUCAUCUCCCAGAUUGGUGUCAACGUGCCCGGUAAUGCCCUCGCCGGAGGCUUUGACCUUGCUGCGACGUUCCCAAGGUACCUCAACAUCCGUCGUGGGGCGUACCUCACGGCCAUUUUCAGCAUCAUUGUCAACCCUUGGCGGCUUGUGAACACGGCCACGACGUUCUUGACGGUGCUGUCGAGUUAUAGCGUCUUCCUUGCGCCGAUGACUGGCCUCAUGAUUUCCAGCUACCUAGUUGUGAACAAGAGGAAGAUCGAUGUCGAUGAUCUUUACCGUGGCGACUCAGGAAGCAUCUAUUGGUUCUCGUAUGGGUGUAAUUGGCGUGCCCCUGUAGCAUGGCUGGUCGGCGUGGUACCCUGCAUGCCUGGAUUUGUGGCAGCGGUAGAUACCUCGGUGACAGUUAGCCCUGGAGCAACUGAGCUCUACUACAUGUCGUACGUGUACGGACUUCUGUCUAGCGGGCUGGUCUACGCCGUGCUGCACCGAGUGUUUCCGGCAAAGGCGCUCGACUCCUUUGUUAAGACAGCACCAUCCGCGAAAGAGCUUCAGGAAUUCCAUCUUGGAAAGUGGGAUGUUACGUUGGCAGAAACACCCAAUGUCGUCGAUGUGCUUUCGGGUCAUGGGGUCUCGGGGGGGUGA
Colletotrichum chrysophilum is the source of this 1491-nucleotide messenger RNA. RefSeq lists its product as uncharacterized. Gene Ontology annotation, molecular function: nucleobase transmembrane transporter activity. Lineage: Eukaryota; Fungi; Ascomycota; Sordariomycetes; Glomerellales; Glomerellaceae. The record is from RefSeq and is a predicted model, not a curated record. The transcript has 7 exons. Bases 1 to 1491 code for a protein of 496 amino acids. Gene Ontology annotation, cellular component: plasma membrane. Gene Ontology annotation, biological process: nucleobase transport; transmembrane transport.